AUGCAGAAAUAUAUUAUUUUGUUUCUUGCUGCACUAAUUGCCGUCACCAGCGCGCUUCAAUGCUUCCAAUGUGUAUCUAACGAGGAUUCCGCUUGUGCUGUCAAUGAUGAAUCUUCUUUGGCUAAAUUUAAAAAGACUUGCGAACCAUUGAAAGACGGAGAUUUCAAGGGAAAGGCAGCAGUUGGAUGCCGUAAAAUUACACAGAGUGUUCAAUCGGAAUAUUCUGUUGUUCGCGAGUGCGCUUAUUCGGGUGGUCCAGUCGAUGGACUGAAAAAAACCGGAAACCAUGGAAUUCAACUUUAUUACUAUCAAUGCGAAAAUGCUAGCCCGGACCAGCCAUGCAACACUGUUGCCGUCAAAUUCUCUGCCAUCACUGUCGUUCUCUCCAUUCUCAUCUAUUGUUUGUUCCAUUAG
Messenger RNA from Caenorhabditis bovis, 414 nucleotides. The record is from the annotation of a GenBank genome assembly. Lineage: Eukaryota; Metazoa; Nematoda; Chromadorea; Rhabditida; Rhabditidae.